Molecule: messenger RNA, 513 nt
Organism: Corylus avellana
Lineage: Eukaryota; Viridiplantae; Streptophyta; Magnoliopsida; Fagales; Betulaceae
Source: RefSeq, a predicted model, not a curated record
AUGGAACGGUGCCAACUCUAUGAUUUGGGGUAUAGGGGCCCAAAAUUUACUUGGAGUAACAAGAGGGAGGAUGGCCAGUUUAUUAUGGAGAGACUGGACCGAGCUAUUGCCAAUCAAGCUUGGAUGAAUUCGUUCCAAAAUUAUUGUGUUGAGGUACUGGCAAAUCAAACUUCAAAUCAUGCUCCGAUUUAUGUACAGCUUCAUACAGCAAUGCGUGGCCAAAGAAGAGUGAAGAAGCGAUUUUUCUAUGAAGCUGGGUGGGGAAAACAACAAAGCCAUAGCAACAUCAUACAAUUGGUUUGGAGGGAAAAUAAUUUUUUCUCUAACCCAUGGCAUUCUUUUUUGGCUAAGGUGGAGAGGUGUAAAAGGGUGAUUAAAAAGUGGCAAGUCAAGGAGAAAGGUCAGGCUAAACAACAAAUUCAGAAGAAAACGGAGCAGUUGAAGAUGUUGCAAAUGGCUGAGACUCAACCAGAUGGGGGAGAAAAUUACCAUGUUGCAGCAAGAAGUGAAUGA